Messenger RNA from Salvelinus fontinalis (brook trout), 3142 nucleotides. Its product is annotated as transmembrane protease serine 2-like. The coding region runs from base 1413 to 2858 and encodes 481 amino acids. Gene Ontology annotation, cellular component: membrane. The transcript has 15 exons. Gene Ontology annotation, molecular function: protein binding; serine-type endopeptidase activity. The record is from RefSeq and is a predicted model, not a curated record. Gene Ontology annotation, biological process: acrosome reaction; proteolysis. Lineage: Eukaryota; Metazoa; Chordata; Actinopteri; Salmoniformes; Salmonidae.
CAGCUGGCUGGUGUUUACGGACAUAUUUAAUCACUCCUUAUCCCAGUCUGUUGUCCCCAUAUGCUUCAAGAUGGAUACCAUUGUUCCUGUACCCAAGAAGGCAAAGAUAACUGAACUAAAUGACUACCGCCCUGUAGCACUCACUUGUCAUCAUGAAGUGCUUUGAGAGGCUAGUCAAGGAUCAUAUCACCGCCACCUUACCGGACACCCUAGACCCACUUCAGUUUGCGUACCACCCCAACAGGUCUACAGAUGAUGCAAUCGCCAUCGCACUGCACACUGCCCUAUCCCAUCUGGACAAAAUAAUACCUAUGUAAGAAUGCUGUUCAGUGACUACAGCUCAGCAUUCUACAGCAUAGUACCCUCCAAGCUCAUCAUCAAGCUGGAGGCCCUGGGUCUCAACCCCUCCUUGUGCAACUGGGUUCUGAACUUUGACGGGCUGCCCCCAGGUGGUGAAGGUAGGAAACAACAUCUCCACUUCGCUGACCCUCAACACUGGGGCCCCACAAGGGUGUGUGCUCAGCCCUCUCCUGUACUCCCUGUUCACCCACGACUGCGUGGCCAUGCACGCCUCCAACUCAAUCAUCAAGUUUGCAGAUGACACUACAGUAAUGUGCUUGAUCACCAACAACGACGAGACAGCCUACAGGGAGGAGGUGAGGGCACUCGGAGUGUGGUGUCAGGAAAACAACCUCUCAAUGUCAACAAAACAAAGGAGAUGAUCAUGGACUUCAGGAAACAGCAGAGGGAGCACCCCCCUAUCCACAUCAAAGGGACAGCAGUGGAGAAGGUGGAAAGUUUUAAGUUCCUGGGCGUACACAUCACAGAGAAACUGAAAUGGUCCACCUACACACACAGUGUGGUGAAGAAGGCACCUUAGCGCCUCUUCAACCUCAGGAGGCUGAAGAAGUUUGGCUUGUCACCCAAAACCCUGACAAACUCUUACAGAUGCACAAUCGAGAGCAUCCUGUCGGGCUGUAUCACAGCCUGGUGCGGCAACUGCACCGCCCUCAACCGCAAGGCUCUCCAGAGGUUGGUGCGGUCUGCACAACACAUCCCCGGGAGCAAAUAACCUGCCCUCCAUGACACAUACAGCACCUGAUGUCACAGGAAGGCCAUAAAGAUCAUCAAGGACAACAACCACCCAAGCCACUGCCUAUUCACCCCGCUAUCAUGCAAAAGGCGAGUUCAGACUGUUCACACAAACUAAGGUGUGGCUAUUUCAUGGCUAUUUACCAUGGCUAUUUAUUGCAAGGAGUAAAGAGAGAAUGGACUGAGUUAGAGGGAGAGAGAAUAAGAAGAAAGGACGUCAAAUCAGUGUUCAAAAGCAACAGUUGAACUAAUCCAAGGUGAAUCUGGUAAAGGUGAAAGAUUUGAUAAUAUCUCAUCGGAACAUUGAAAGUGGUGUCGACAUGACCAAUACACAGACACCAGGUCCCCAGUAUGUGAACUAUGGAUUUCAAGAGGGGGCGGGAACUGAGGGAAGACCCCCUGCAAACGCUUCUGCCCUGCAGAUGCCCAACGUCCCCCUCUCUAUUUACCCUCAGUACACCCCUCAGACCAUCAACACCCACCACACAUUCACCCCUGGAUUACCACAUCCUGUCCCAGUACGAAAAGUGGUGAAGAAAAGUCGCUGUAAAUGUAUUGUGGCCUUAAUCCUAAGUGUCUUAGUUCUCCUUGGGGCAGCCGGAGCGUUGGUUUGGUAUUUCUUGUCCUACCAGUGUGUGUUGGGGAGGUCCUGUAGCGAGGGAGGUGUGUGUCUGAAUGCCUCUCAGUGGUGUGAUGGCAUCAGAGACUGUCCAGGAGGAGAAGAUGAGUCACAGUGCCUACGCCUUCAUGGGUCUGGUUUUGAGCUGCAGAGUUACUCAUCAGACAGUCAGACGUGGAAGCCAGUGUGUGCUGAUAACUGGAAUGACAACAUUGGCAGGGCCACCUGUCAGCAGAUUGGAUACAGCAGUGGGUCCUAUGUUCGGUUCUCACAAAAGAAACCAGGCUCCUUGGCCGUUGAUGGCUAUAUGAAGCUGUCAGGCUUUGACCCUCAUUCCCUUCUACAGGGGCAGCUAACCAGCAGUCCCUACUGCUCAUUACAAGCAGUCUCCCUGCAGUGUAUUGACUGUGGUGUGAGUGUCGCGCCCACUAGGAGCCGUAUUGUAGGAGGCGACAUAGCGGUGAGCGGGGCUUGGCCCUGGCAAGUCAGUCUGCACUCCAACUACCAACACCAGUGUGGAGGCUCCAUCAUCAGCCCUGAGUGGAUCAUCACUGCAGCCCACUGUGUAGAAACGCUAUCACAGCCCAGUCAGUGGACGGUGUAUGCUGGCUAUUUGAUCCAGAUACAGAUGGCUUAUGCCACUGGCAAUACAGUGGGACGCAUCAUCUCUCACGAAAAAUACGACAAGGAGACUAAGGAUAAUGACAUCGCUCUUAUGAAACUCAACACACCCCUCACUAUGUCAGAUAAGGUGAGACCAGUGUGUCUGCCCAACUCCGGAGUGAAUCUGACUCCCCAGCGAGAAGCCUGGAUCUCUGGAUGGGGGUCCAUUAGGAGUGAUGGGUUGGUGUCAGAAAACCUGCGUCAGGCCCAGAUCACCAUGUACAGCAGACACACAUGUAACGCACCGUUGGUGUACAAUAGACGUGUCACCACCUCUAUGAUCUGUGCUGGGACACUGGCAGGAGGAGUGGACUCAUGUCAGGGAGAUAGUGGAGGACCCAUGGUGGCCAAGGAGGGUUCAUUAUGGUGGCUGGUAGGGGACACUAGCUGGGGUAUAGGUUGUGCUCUGAAGAACAAGCCAGGAAUCUAUGGCAAUGUCUCCCACUUCCUCCCCUGGAUAUAUGAACAAAUGCAGAAAAAUUGAUGGAGAUACCAAUGAUGAUGGCCUCUUUUGCUAAUCAAAUUCACCUGUCUGAAAUGUGGCUUCUAAAUAAAUGACACGUACACUGCUUUCAGGGAUGAUUUUUGGUGCCUGUUGACUUAUAGGCAAAGGGUGGCUACAUUGAAGAAUCUAAAAUAUAUUUUGAUUUGUUUAACACUUUUUUGGUUACUACAUGAUUCCAUGUGUGUUAUUUCAUAGUUUUGAUGUCUUCACUAUUAUUGUACAAUGUAGAAAAUGGGAAAAAUAAAGAAAAACCCUUGAAUGAG